Molecule: messenger RNA, 1167 nt
Organism: Diatraea saccharalis (sugarcane borer)
Lineage: Eukaryota; Metazoa; Arthropoda; Insecta; Lepidoptera; Crambidae
Source: the annotation of a GenBank genome assembly
AUGAAUUUGGUAAAAUAUUUGAGUGUGUUAGUGGUGUUUCUUAUACAGGAUGGCGACACAGGAGGUCACGGCGGAGAUCAUCAUGAUCACGUCAGGCUGCAUAUGCCGGAGUUCAUUCACCACGAUCACCACACAAAAGUGAUAACGAUCCACCACCAUCAUCACAAACCAAAGAAAGAGCAUCAUCAUCACCAUCACCAUCAUCACCAUAAGCCACAUAUUCCGUAUGGGCACCAUUAUCAUAAGCAUCACAAAAAACUGCACACAACGAUCAAGACGGUCACUAAAGGCAAACAAAAACCCCAUGCACACCAUGGACAUCACGGACAUCACGGCCAUCAUGGUUAUCGUGGGCAUCACGCUCACCACGACCCCGUACCUCAUUUUGAAACACCUACUGUCAACUAUGAACCACCAUCGUAUAAUUAUAAUCCACCGUCUGCCAAUUACGAUCCACCUUCAUACAAUUACUCUCCGCCUUCAAGCACCUUUGAAGAAGAUUUUGCAUCUUUUGCACCAGCGGCUCCCGUUUAUACAGGGAAUAUUAAUCCACAACAACCUCGAGUACAUGGUGUUUCUCAUACAGUAAAACAAGUGAAUGUAUUCGACUCGUUGCCAGGUGCGUUACCAUCGGCGGCUGGCAAACCAGCUGCCAACCCUGGAUAUGAAGUGACAGAAGCUGAAGAUGACGAAGAUUCCUUUACGUCUGUAAAUACCCUACACCAAACUUACCCGUCCACUUUUGGAUUUGUAAGAGGAGCAGCAUCUACACACGAUCCGUUUGCAGAGCCCACACCUCAAGUGGCAGGUGUAGCAGGUAUUGCUUCAGUGCAAUCACAUGACCCAUUCUCUACCAAUCCACAACCUACAUUAAGUCUUAAUAAUAUCGAACCGUUUACUGGUACAGUUCAAACUAUACCAUUCUCCUCUUCAGCACCGGAUCAGAGUUCUGGUCUGCCGAGUGUUCAGCCAUCACCAGAAUUUUCAGUGACGUUCCAAUCAGAUGUCCAUAGUGAUGACCUUUCGCCUACUUCGUUUGUUGGAUCUACUGGGAGUGCAUUUGCGGCUACAGAUCAUGAAGCAGAUGAUACACCUGUAACAUUCAAUAGGGAGGCAGGAAUCCAACAAACUUUUAAAACGGGCGCUGUUGAAACUAUUGAGUACUAA